GCUGGCCAGAAGCUGGCCAUGUACUUGAGCUCUGUAGCUGAGCAUUUUCCGAUUCUCAGGCACAGAAUGGGCAGGAAUGGCCAGCCCCGCCCACUGGCUCAUCACCCAGGCUCAGUUAUGGACAGGAAGGUGUUCUAGGUGUCUAGGCACUUUUGUCAGAACUUGAAGGAUGAAGUGUGGCCAGGUGAGGCUGAGGUGUGCACGUCGGGAAGAUGCCCUCGUGUGUGUCUAGAACAUGUCCCGACUGCGGUGGCAUCCCCUCUUCAGACGAUCAAGAGGGUCCCAGCGGCCCCUCCUCAGGCUCCCCGGAGGGCCUUGGUGGCCCAGUAUGGCGCACUGAGGUGAAUCAUGCCUGGCUGGCCAACACUCACCACUGACCACCCAGAGACGCAUCUCACCAGGAGGUGACCCCUCCUCCACCUGCUCCCCCACCCCACCCCUCGCAAGAAAGUGCCCGCGCUGCCACGGACACCAUGUAGUAGGGCCGGCCGCGGCGCCCAGUGAGCUGCGAUGGUUUUGUACACGGCCCCCUUUCCCAAUAGCUGUCUGUCCGCCCUGCAUGCCGUGUCCUGGGCGCUCAUCUUCCCAUGCUACUGGCUGGCAGACCGGCUCGUGGCCUCCUUCAUCCCCACCACCUACGAAAAGCGCCAGCGGGCGGACGACCCGUGCUACCUCCAGCUGCUCUGCACUGUGCUCUUCACGCCCGUCUACCUGGCCCUCCUGGUGGCCUCGCUGCCCUUCGCCUUCGUCGGGUUCCUCCUCUGGUCCCCACUGCAGUCGGCCCGCCGACCCUACAUCUACUCCCGGCUAGAGGACAAGGGCCUGGCUGGUGGGGCGGCCCUGCUCAGUGAAUGGAAGGGUACAGGUCCCGGCAAAAGCUUCUGCUUUGCCAGUGCCAACCUCUGCCUCCUCCCUGACUCGCUGGCCAGGCUCAACAAUGUUUUUAACACCCAAGCGCGGGCCAAAGAGAUCGGGCAGAGAAUCCGCAACGGGGCCAGUCGGCCCCAGAUCAAAAUCUACAUUGAUUCGCCCACCAACACCUCCAUCAGUGCGGCCAGCUUCAGCAGCCUGGUGUCACCGCAGGGCAGCGACGGUGUGGCCAAGGCCGUCCCCGGAAGCAUUAAGAGGACGGCCUCUGUGGAAUACAAGGGUGACGGCAGCGGGCGUCAUCCCAGUGACGAGGCUGCCAAUGGCCCGGCCUCCGGGGAGCCUGCGGAGGGUAGCCUGGAGGACGCCUGCAUCGUGCGCAUUGGAGGCGAGGAGGGGGGCCGGCCCCCUGAAGCCGACGACAGCGCUGCUGGGGGCCAAGCCAGGAAUGGGGCUGGUGGGGCCCCCCAGGGCCAGACACCCAACCACAGUCAGCGGGACGGGGACUCGGGGAGCCUGGGCAGCCCAUCGGCCUCCAGGGAGUCCCUGGUGAAGGUGCGGGCCGCGGCGGACAGCAGCGGCAGUGGGGAGCCGGGCGCCACCAACAGCAAGCUCCCUUACAAGGCCUCCGGGGUGAAGAAGGCGGCUGCACGCAAGAGGCGGCACCCGGACGAGGCCUUUGACCACGAGGUGUCCGCUUUCUUCCCCGCCAACCUGGACUUCCUGUGUCUGCAGGAGGUGUUUGACAAGCGGGCAGCCGCCAAGUUGAAAGACCAGCUGCACGGCUACUUCGAGUACAUUCUGUACGACGUCGGGGUCUAUGGCUGCCAAGGCUGCUGCAGUUUCAAGUGUCUCAACAGCGGCCUCUUCUUUGCCAGCCGCUACCCUAUCAUGGACGUGGCCUAUCACUGUUACCCCAACGGGCGGCGCUCCGAUGGCCUGGCCUCGAAAGGGGCGCUGUUUCUCAAGGUGCAGGUGGGAAGCACACCUCAGGACCAAAGAAUUGUCGGGUACAUUUCCUGCACACACCUGCACGCCCUGCCAGAGGACAGUGCCAUCCGGUGUGAGCAGCUGGACCUGCUUCAGGACUGGCUGGCUGAUUUCCGAAAAUCUACCUCCUCGUCCAGCACAGCCAACCCCGAGGAGCUGGUGGCGUUUGAUGUCAUCUGUGGAGAUUUUAAUUUUGACAACUGCUCCUCAGAUGACAAGCUGGAGCAGCAGCACUCCCUGUUUACACACUACAAGGACCCCUGCCGCCUGGGGCCCGGAGAGGAGAAGUCCUGGGCCAUCGGUACCAUGCUGGACACAGACAACCUCUACGACGAGGAAGUCUGCACCCCUGACAAUCUGCAGAAGGUCUUGGAGAGCGAGGAAGGCCGCAGGGAAUACCUGGCCUUCCCCACCAGCAAGAGCCCUGGGGCAGGCCAGAAGGGACGCAAGGACCUGCUGAAGGGCAAUGGCAGGCGCAUCGACUACAUGCUGUAUGCGGAAGAGGGGCUGUGCCCGGACUGGAAGGCCGAGGUGGAAGAAUUCAGUUUUAUCACCCAGCUGUCCGGCCUGACUGACCACCUUCCAGUGGCCAUGCGGCUGAUGGUGUCUGCAGGGGAGGAGGAGGCAUAGACCAGCCACAUCACUCCGAGCAGCCGGGCCUCUGCCAGCCCUUUGAGCCGCAGCACCUCUCUGGCCGUGUCCCCUCCAGCCAGCACCCCUGGUGCUGGGGGAGGAGGGCAGGGACCCGGGGUAGCCUCGGUCUGUCCCAGGUGAGCUGGAACCAGCGCCGCCCUGCACCUCUGGGCACUGACUGUGGACAGAGUCAGGCCGGCCUUGGGAGCCGCAGCUGCCCAACAGUGCCAUUCUUUCAAAACGUGAUUUUCUACAAAUCUACAGCACAACCUAGUUUGUAACCCGGGGGUUAGUAUGAGAACCGGGUUUCUGUACUCUUUGUAUCUCUUCUCAAGCUUCGUCCAGGGUUCA
Molecule: messenger RNA, 2841 nt
Organism: Lontra canadensis (Northern American river otter)
Lineage: Eukaryota; Metazoa; Chordata; Mammalia; Carnivora; Mustelidae
Gene: SMPD3
Product: sphingomyelin phosphodiesterase 3
Exons: 9
Coding region: 511-2487 (658 amino acids)
Biological process (GO): sphingomyelin metabolic process
Cellular component (GO): cytoplasm; extracellular region
Molecular function (GO): sphingomyelin phosphodiesterase activity
Source: RefSeq, a predicted model, not a curated record